Molecule: messenger RNA, 2505 nt
Organism: Cyprinodon variegatus (sheepshead minnow)
Lineage: Eukaryota; Metazoa; Chordata; Actinopteri; Cyprinodontiformes; Cyprinodontidae
Gene: gjd1b
Product: gap junction delta-2 protein-like
Exons: 2
Coding region: 948-1868 (306 amino acids)
Biological process (GO): cell communication
Cellular component (GO): connexin complex
Source: RefSeq, a predicted model, not a curated record
GAGGCAGACGGAGGCAGGUGAAGGCAAACGGAGAGAAACCAAGAGAGAAACAGGGGGAGAAAGAAAAACAAGAUGAAGGGAAGGGAAGAAAAGAGAACUGCCUUUCUUUAUACAGAAUGCUGAGACGAGGAGGGAGCUGGAGACACAUGCAAGUCUCUGAGUGUGAAGAAGGAGCUUGAGGAAGAACACGAUGCUUCGAUCUCGCUGUUCCUGAACCAAACCAGGAGAGUAGGAAGGAGCAACAGGAGGGGGAGUGGAAAAGAAGGAAUCUCUUGAAAAAAGAAAGAGCACAUCAAGACAUGCCUGGCUUAGAGAAGGAGAAGCUAUGAAGAGAAUGGAGGAGAGACUGUGGAGCAAAGAAGCAGAUCCUUCAAAAGAUCGGCUCACGUGCACAUGGACCUGAGCCCCACCAAACUUACUACGAGAUGCUGUCAAAGAACCAGGGCGGAGUGUUGGUGAUGGAUGUCUGCCUGCACGAACUGCCGCUUCUCCAAACUCAGCAGGAGUAGAUGACAGCUGGGUUCUCCUCCGAUUCAGGUGAGGGUGAGAGAGCAUACGGCCAAGCAGAUGUUUGGGAAGUAAACGGAGACCAGGAGGAGAAACGGGGAGGAAAGGGGGAAGACACUCACGUGUGAGUGAGUUAGCAGAGGAUUAUUUAGGCAUCGGGACUUUGUGUGUGAGUGUGUUUGUGUGUAGCUCGCACAACCCAACCAUCUAGGAGCUGUUUGAAGAAAGGCAGAACACAGCGGUGCUGCUCUGAGCCUUUCCAGGUUCCCUCACACCUGGAGAUCCACCUGAAGACCCUCACUACCUCACCGCUGCACAACAAGUGGACUUUUUGAGCACUUUAUCACCAGCGCUUGGUGUUGUUCUCCUGCUGGCUGGGAAGCCCACUGAGGUGUCACUCCUGAUUUCCUCAGCCCGGUGGAUGCCUGCUACCUUUAACCAUGGGAGAAUGGACCAUCUUAGAGCGCCUCCUGGAGGCUGCUGUGCAGCAGCACUCUACGAUGAUUGGAAGGAUCUUGCUGACAGUUGUGGUGAUCUUCCGUAUCUUGAUUGUGGCCAUCGUUGGAGAGACGGUGUAUGAGGAUGAACAGACCAUGUUUAUAUGUAACACUCUUCAGCCCGGCUGCAACCAAGCCUGCUAUGACAAAGCCUUCCCAAUCUCUCACAUCCGCUACUGGGUCUUCCAGAUCAUACUGGUAUGCACUCCCAGUUUGUGCUUCAUCACCUACUCCGUCCACCAAUCUGCAAAGCAGAGAGACCGACGAUACUCUUUUCUCUAUCCCAUAAUGGAGAAGGACUAUGGUGGACGGGACGGGGCGCGAAAGCUACGCAACAUAAAUGGAAUUCUAGUCCAGCAUGGUGGAGAUGGUGGGGGUGGAAAGGAGGAACCUGACUGCUUAGAGGUCAAAGAGAUCCCCAAUGCUCCUCGGGGUCUCACCCAUGGGAAGAGCUCGAAAGUUCGGCGACAGGAAGGAAUCUCACGCUUUUAUAUUAUUCAGGUGGUGUUUCGAAAUGCACUGGAAAUUGGCUUCCUAGCGGGCCAGUACUUCCUUUAUGGUUUCAGUGUGCCUGGUAUUUUCGAGUGUGACCGCUACCCCUGCCUAAAGGAGGUGGAGUGCUACGUGUCCAGGCCCACGGAAAAGACCGUUUUCCUGGUGUUCAUGUUUGCCGUCAGCGGCAUUUGCGUGGUGCUCAAUCUGGCUGAGCUCAACCACCUCGGCUGGCGCAAGAUAAAGGCUGCCAUCAGGGGAGUCCAGGCCCGCAGGAAGUCUAUCUGUGAGAUCCGGAAGAAAGACAUGGCACAUCUGUCCCAGCCGCCCAACCUGGGACGCACUCAGUCCAGCGAAUCUGCCUAUGUCUGACAAAAACCUUUAAAACAGGAAGAAAAGGAAAGGAGGAGUGGGAUGAAUGUGUGCUGGGUUAAAUGGAUAAAAAGCUUGGGGUCGGGCAGGGACAAUCUCUCUUCUGCUAUGAUGGGAGAAAAAAGAAUGUAAAAAAAAGACCCAACAGUCUGACUCUGCAGCUUUAAAGUCAAGAGAAGGAGGCAAAGGAAGGAAAACAUGAUAAAGUCUAAACUAGGACAAAAUGUUUUUUUUUACUGCAGAAUGGACUUAAUUAACACAAUGGUCUCAUGAGAAGAUAUUCCUGCCGUUUUUUAUUCCUUUCUUUUACAACUAAUUACCUAUUAUCCUUUGAAAUGAAAAAAAAAUAUAAACCCACAUGGGGCUCGGGAGUGAAGAACAAAAACUAGAGGCGAAAGAAAAUGUUGAUGGUGUUCUCUUGGGAAAUUGGAAGAUGGCUGAGGUGUGUGAUCCAUCUGAUGGUGCUUUUCAUCUGGACUUUAUCAGCUUCCCUUAAAAAAAGUUGGAGGUGGGGAAAGGAUGGGGGAUAGGACAAGUAAGAGGAACAGCAACAUCAUUAAAAGAGGAACGGAAGAACUGUCACGGCCUUGACAGACCCUAAAGGAUGAAGACAAGUUUGGGAGCUACUUGAGAGUAG